AUAAUAGUUCUCUUGAUGUGCAAGAACGAAUGAGAAACAAUGCUAAUUUCUAUUUUCUUUUUUGUGAUUUUACAAACUACGCAUGGAUUUGUUAGUUUUGGACAUUUGUUCAGACCCUGGACAGAUACAACAAAUCCAAACCGAACAAAUCUGUUUUGUCCUUCUGACUGUGAUAAAGAAGUAUUCAUACACAGAGUAAAACGAUGUUGUCGAUGUGGUAUGAAACCUGUCUGGGAACUGGAUCUUACGGACGUUGAAUUACUCAAUGUAGAGUAUAGAAGGAGGCGCGGAACAGCAUUUAUCAUUUCGAUAGAACAUUUCAUGAACUACAAGUACCAGAUAUUGAUUCAUACAUACGGAUUCCUCAGCGAAAUCCCUGGAAAUGUUUGUGAUUUUGGACAAAAAUUGGUAAAACUUGACCUAUCACAAAACGCCAUUAAAUUUCUUGAAAAUACCAGCUGCUUAAAAAAUUUGGACACGCUCGUAUUAGCGCGAAAUAAAAUAACACAGGUUAAAAACGAAACUUUUUCCGGUUUGUCGAUGUUACGAGUGUUAGAUUUGUCAAACAACGUCAUAAAAGUGCUUGAACCGAACACCAUGUCAGAUACCUCGCUGUUUCUUCAUAGUGCAAAUUUCCGUCAAAACCAAAUGCAGACCAUAGACAUAACCAACUUCGUCCUUGAAAAGCCAUUCUGUAAAAUCGAUUACUCAGACAAUAAAAUGACCGAUUUUACAAAUGAAGUUUCUUUUCAAAUUGAUCCAAAUAAAAUUUAUGGCGACGGAGGUUAUGUCGAUUUAGCUGACAACGAGUUUCAAACAUGGCUUAACUUUACUGAUUUGGGCUUUUAUGACCUUAAUCUGAUUGGAAAGGUUCUUAAGUAUUCUUUUGAUUUUCGAGGAGCAAACUGGAUCUGCGACUGUAAAAUGCAACCAUUUUUGGAGAAAGUGAAACCCUUUUUACCCACAUUAUGGAGAGAUUUUUUCAAUAUAACGUGCAAAGAACCCCCCGAGCUUUCAGGGGUCUCUAUUGCAGAUAUGGCCAUGAAAAACAAAUUGGAUAACUUUAUAUGCAAUAUUUCAGUUUCCAGUGGAUGUCCUCUUGGUUGUCAUUGUUACGAACAGCCAAGCGAGAGGCGAACUGUUGUAAACUGUACAGGAGUAGGGUUAACAACAAUGCCCUCCAAACUUCCGGCUUUCAGUAAUAUUGAGCUAUUGAUGAAGAACAAUUUAAUACAAGAAUUAGGCGACCUGGAAUAUUUAACUCAACUUAAAAAGAUAGAAAUUAACAAUAAUCCGCUUCAGCGGAUCUCAUCGGGUUUGGCAAACCGAAUAAAAUACAACGUUGAUAUCAGUUUAAAUUGCACGAAUCUGGAGAAAAUUCCGAACACGUUUAAACAAUUAGACCAACAUCAAGUGAAAUUAGGCAUUUGCAACAUAACCUGUGACUGCUCGUCCAAAUGGGUAAAAGAAUGGAUUUCUGCAAAAUCUGAUAAUUUUAAUCACAACGAAUUGUACUGUAAAGCAUCUGGGGGGAAUAUUCCUAUUAUUUCAUUUAACUUUGAUGCAUUGGAUUGCGCGGUCGACCAGUUCCUAAUCUACGUUGCUAUCGGUCUAGCUUCAUUUUUAAUUCUUCUGUCGGUUGGUACGUUAGUACUCUACCAUUACCGGUAUGAAUUAGUCCUUAUUCUCAAAAACCCCACCAUUGGCAGAGAAAAUGCGGUAUCGUUGCAUUACGAUAUCUAUAUCGUUGUAAAUGAAAAUAAUAAUGAGGCACUUUUAUGGGCAAAGACGGUUUUAACCCAUAAACUAAAAAGACUCGGGUAUAACACAUACUUUCCAUGCAGUGAUAACAUUUUGGGAGACUUUAAAGAAGAACUGAUUGUUCAAAUGUUAUCAAAGAGCAGGGAUGUUAUUGUUCUUCUAACAUCAGAAUUCAAAUCAGGUGAGGAAGAUUUAAACACGCUUUAUGCAAAUUUGGAAUGGCGACAUGCUUGGAACAAUUUCAAAACUAACUCUAAUGAGCGAAACCUAAUUGUCAUCAAUUUUGAUCAAUUGAGGGCAGGAGAUUUUGACGUAUCUCCCCUAAAGGCUUUUCUCCGUUUAAAGAUGACCUUAGAUUUUGCAGACAAAAGUCACAGACUUAUGGAAGACUUGCUGGCAAGAAUUGGGCCCCCGUCUCGUGUCAAUAAAAGACCAUUAUACAAACAGACACACAGGGAUCACACACAAUUCAUUGAGCUGUAUUUUUGGUAAAAAUGACUGCACUUUGGACUGAAUUAUAGUAUUUCAAACGUUCGAUAUUUUAAUAAUCUGAAUAUUUUACAUGAUUUAUCAAAAUGUAAAUGAAAAAUGCA
Magallana angulata is the source of this 2354-nucleotide messenger RNA. RefSeq lists its product as uncharacterized. Bases 40 to 2253 code for a protein of 737 amino acids. Lineage: Eukaryota; Metazoa; Mollusca; Bivalvia; Ostreida; Ostreidae. Gene Ontology annotation, molecular function: protein binding. The record is from RefSeq and is a predicted model, not a curated record. The transcript has a single exon.